GGCGUAGCCGCUCUCAGGCUUCUCUCUGCCUUAACUGGUUGACAACAAUUUUAUCUCACAUGUGAAUUGAUAUUUAUUACACGUCUUGUGUAUACGGAAUGUUUUAUAUUUUCUAAAUUUUAUUUAGUUUACAUACUUUAGUGUUUCUCGUAAGAACUGAGGGACAAGAACUAGAUAUACAGGAAUUAUUACAAUGGGAAAAAAUAAACGAACGCGUAAAGUAGUAACGCAAAGAUUUGCUCAGAUGAAGAAAAUGAUCAGUUUAAGCGAUUCACGAAUAAAACCAGAAAGACGUCUGCCAUCGAAGAAAACCCCAAAAGAAGAUAAAGCUAAAAUGAAAAUCACAGAAGUACCACAACAAUCUUCAGCAUUAUUUUUCCAAUAUAACACACAACUUGGUCCACCGUAUCACAUUUUGAUUGAUACCAAUUUUAUUAAUUUUUCUAUUAAAAACAAAUUGGAUAUCAUACAAAAUAUGAUGGAAUGUCUAUAUGCAAAGUGUGUACCAUAUAUAACAGACUGUGUGAUGGGUGAGUUGGAGAAGCUUGGACAAAAGUAUAAAUUAGCAUUGAAGAUUAUCAAGGACCCACGAUUUGAACGAUUACCCUGUAUACAUAAAGGAACGUACGCUGAUGAUUGUCUCGUGAAUAGAGUUACACAACACAAAUGUUAUAUUGUCGCGACUAAUGACAAAGAUCUGAAGCGAAGGAUACGAAAGAUACCAGGUGUGCCAAUAAUGUAUGUAUCUCAGCACAGGUACACGAUAGAACGAAUGCCGGACGCCUAUGGUGCACCCAGGAAAUAGACUUACUUUAUAAAAAUAAGUAUUUUUAUUGUGGGAACAUACAGAAGUUUUUCUUGUAAAUAAACCUUUGUAUCAUAAUA
This is a messenger RNA of Harpegnathos saltator (Jerdon's jumping ant), 885 nucleotides long. It is a transcript of the gene Bka, whose product is annotated as FCF1 rRNA-processing protein Bka. NCBI's taxonomy places the organism in Eukaryota, Metazoa, Arthropoda, Insecta, Hymenoptera, Formicidae. The record is from RefSeq and is a predicted model, not a curated record. Gene Ontology annotation, cellular component: small-subunit processome. Bases 194 to 805 code for a protein of 203 amino acids. The transcript has 5 exons.